Molecule: messenger RNA, 591 nt
Organism: Dovyalis caffra
Lineage: Eukaryota; Viridiplantae; Streptophyta; Magnoliopsida; Malpighiales; Salicaceae
Source: the annotation of a GenBank genome assembly
AUGACUGAUCAUACCAAGCCAGUAAAAGGAUCAGAUACUUCAGGUGGUUCAAAGCCCAUUUUAGGUGAUUUCCUUGUUAUUGCUGGGACAUUUUUCUUUGCCUUUAGCAAUGUUGGUGAGGAAUUUUGCGUUAAGAAAAAAGGUCGUGUUGAAGUAGUGACAAUGCUCGGUAUUUAUGGAUUCCUAGUGAGUGUAAUUGAGCUGUAUCCUUUCCAACGAUCUAUAUUUGAGCUAAAGAGUUUGGAGGCAAUCCAUUGGUCUAAAGAUAUUAUACUCGCAAUUGCCGGCUAUACUUUAUCAAUGUUUUUAUUCUAUUCUGUUGUUCCUUUGGUUCUAAAGUUAAGUGGAGCCACAAUGUUCAACCUAUCCAUUCUCACAUCUGAUAUGUGGGCUGUUGUUAUACGUGUAUUUUUCUAUCACCAAAAGGUUGAUUGGUUAUACUUUCUUGCUUUUGCAAUUGUAGCCGUUGGAUUAAUCAUUUACUCAACAACAGGGGAGAUUGAGGAUUCUACACCAACUCUGCCGGACAGAAAUUCCAAUGCCCAAUACCAAGUUCUUGAUGAAAAUGCAGCAUCGGAAGUGAGGUUAUAG